AUUUAUACUCGACUUGACCGCCAGAGAAGUCCUUUCGGCGAUCGCGGAAUCGAGUGGCCUCUGCGAAACUGCGACGGGAGAUGGAAAGAUUGAAGCCCGGCGGGGGUGGGAGCGAGAGAGGAAGCGCAGCCGCGGCGUCGGAUAACGCCGUGCCGUCGCGACGCCCAGUUUGCGGAUAACGACGCCCGCGUAAGGGACGGUCCGUGUGCACUCGGCAGACGCCUCGUUUCGAUAAACUGGCGUUCGAUAUAUAUAGAUAUGUUAAAGUGUGUGUUGUGUGAAUCGUUGGAAGAUUUUAUUAGUGUAAAUUAGAUUAUUAUAGAAAUAAUGUUGUUGGUGUAAAUUUAGUGGUAGUUUUCUAAUAUUUAAAAAAUAUCGAAUGGCCUCGAGAGCGUUCUAACAGGACGAUAUAACUCGGGGGGAAGUUCGAGUUAAAAACCGCCCUACAGGACUUUGUAACCCUUGGAAAAGGGUACAAGCGGUUAGGUGGAAACUUCCCGCAGGAAAAUCUCGCAGGAAAGGGACAUUCGGUCGUCGGGCCGAUGCGGUCGCGAUGAAAACCUAACGGGGCUGCAGGCGUUAGGGGGGGAAUGUGCUUAAGGGACAGCAAGGCAUCGUCGAGCGUGAAACGGUACGGGGCGCCGUCGCCCCGCCAUGUGGCGUCGCCGCCAACGAUGACCCGACCGAUCGGCAUGGCGCUGUUCGGCAUGGUGUGGCUGUUGCGCGUGCGCAGCGAGAUGAAGCGGUGCGCCAAGUGUCGCCGGGAGUGCGACAAGGACGGACGCCGACGCCUGCAGAGGACGCCGGCGUCCUGUUCGACGUUCUUCACCAUCGACGUGUCGAACGACGGCGACGGCGACGCCGCGACGACCAUCGACAGGUCCAUCGGGCCCGGUACUUAUUGCGAAGUGCACGGGUUCAAUCCGCCUAAAGACGGUAAGUGGUGCGCUAUAUGGCUUGUUGUUUUUUUUUUUUCGCCAAAUGGUUAA
This is a messenger RNA of Phyllotreta striolata, 989 nucleotides long. The record is from the annotation of a GenBank genome assembly. NCBI's taxonomy places the organism in Eukaryota, Metazoa, Arthropoda, Insecta, Coleoptera, Chrysomelidae.